Messenger RNA from Linum tenue, 1996 nucleotides. The record is from the annotation of a GenBank genome assembly. NCBI's taxonomy places the organism in Eukaryota, Viridiplantae, Streptophyta, Magnoliopsida, Malpighiales, Linaceae.
CUGCUCUCCCUCAUUCUCGACGCCAACGAUGUUGCUACUGGAGCAGAAGACUGUCCUGGUCACUGGGGCAACAGGGUUUCUCGCAAAGAGUACGUUAUAUAUAUAUACUCUGAUAUCACUUUGCUUUGCUUUAUCUUGUUUCGUGUAUUCGUGGAGAAGAUACUGAGGAUCCAACCCAAUGUGAAGAAGGUGCUUGGGAAGGAGGUGUUUAGGGUUUUGAAGGAGAAAUGGGGAGCAGGUUUCCAGUCAUUCAUUUCAGAGAAAGUGGUUGCUGUUGCUGGAGAUGUUUCAUCAGAGGAUUUGGGGAUAGAGGACCUCCAUUUGAAGGAAGAAAUCCUCAAGGAAACCGACUUGGUUCUUAAUUUUGCAGCCAUCACCAAAUUUGAUGAAAGGUACGAUGUAGCACUUGGGACGAAUACUUUUGGAGCUCUGCACGUGCUCAACUUCUCCAAGAAAUGUGCCAAAAUCAAGUUGCUUAUCCAAGUCUCAACUGGUAAUUAAAAUUAAGCAAUGACAUGUAUGCAUGCAAAAACCACCACAAUCCAAACAUUUCACACCACAAAAAACUCACCUACCGAUUUAGCCUCCAAUUAAUAAUGUAAUUUUCCGGUCCAACUGUCGCGAUACGUUAAAAUUUCACGAACAAACAAUACUCCGAUUUCGACAUCGCAGCGUAUGGCUGGAUACUAUGGGUGGCCAAACACGUACACAUUUACAAAGGCAAUGGCAGAGAUGGUUAUGGUGGAUUCCAAAGGGGACAUCCCUCUGGUCAUCAUAAGGCCAACAAUGGUGACGAGUACCUUUCAAGACCCUUUCCCUGGCUGGCUGGAAGGUGUUAGGACGCUUGACGGAUUUAUUGUGAGCUAUGCCAGAGGAAGACUGAAGUGCAUCGUCCAUAGACCAGAUGUCAUUCUUGAUUUGAUACCAGCUGACAUAGUUGUGGAUGCAACUAUUGGGAUAACUGCUAUGGCACUUGCAAACCAGCAUGUGGAUCUGGUUUACCAUUUGGGCUCUUCAUCGAAAAACCCAAUAAGACUGCCAGAGAUCCACAGGUUGAGCAAGGCUUUCUUUGCUAAAGAUCCAUGGAAAAAUCGCCAAGGAAAGCCCGUAAAAGCUGGUAAAGUCACCACGUUCAAUUCCAUGGCUUCUUUCCAUGUUUACAUGGCCAUUCGCUUUCAACUCCCCUUGAAGAUAAUGGGUCUGUUGAGCGCAAGUUGUUGUCACAAAUUGGAAGCAGAUUACGUUGAUCUCAGUCGGCAAUUGAAGUCAGGGAUGCGACUGAUACAACUCUACAAAUCCUAUUUAUUUUUCGACGGAAUUUUCGAUGACACAAAUUUGGAGGUGUUGAGGAAAAGGGCUAGAGAUCAGAAAGGGUUGUACGAGGUGGAUGGGGUUGAACAGUUAAACAUGGAUAUCAAGAGCAUCGAUUGGAAGGGCUACAUCACCAAUGUCCACAUUCCUGGUCUUCUUCAAUUCGUCAUGAAAAAAUGAAUCCAUCUAUGGGCACCAAUUUCCAACACUUUUGGUGACCGUUGGUUUGGUCGCAAUAGAGAAGGCUCUUGUUCUAGCUGGUAUAAUGUAUUACAAGAUAAUAAACAGAAGCAAUGACUUCUUUGGGAGAUGAAGGAGAAAAGCAAUAUUCAAGACGAAAGAGACAAAUACAAAUGAGACGAGAGAUACGUGAUUUAUAUUGGUUUCGUCGAAAUAUUUGAUGCAUUGUAGCAUCGUGGUCGAGUUUGAUUAUUAUUAUUAAUUAUCUUUCAUAUUAAUUAUUGGUUGGACUAUUCGGUUAUUAUUUGGUUAUUAAUAUUAAUUUGUGUUUACAGUUAUUAUCAUUUGUUGUCUUGUCUAGGUAGUAAUCGUUUACUUGUUGGUUUGGGAUUGAGUUUACUUGUCUUGAUCAAAAGGGAAAGAGUUUGUAAGAUUAGUCCUAUAAAUAUGUACUUUUGCUCUUCUAUUUUCAUUCAAGUAAUAAAAUUCAGUAUUUAGUAGUAAA